AUGCUGAGUGUGUGUGCAGGAGUCAAAUACAAGGGAGUGACAGUCAUCAGUGUAGCAGCUGACUGUAAGAGCAUGUUUCCAUUACUGUGCCAAAUCCUGAAGGCUCUUUUCUAUAGUCCAGAGCGCUCGGUGUACCAGGGGGUGUUGCAGACUAGCGUCACUACAGCUCUCGGGACUAUACAGAUCAUGGCAGGCCUGUUCAACAUUGGACUUGGGCCAGGACGAACAAGCACAAAUCCUGGAGAUUUGACAAGUUUAGGAGCUGCUUACUGGCUGGGUGCUGUGUUCAUUGUAACUGGAAUCAUGUCCAUUUUGGCCGGACAGUUCCCUUCUCCCUGCUUGGUGGGCUUCACUGUGUUCAUGAACAUUGCUGGAGCUAUCUUUGCCAUUACUGGCAUUGUGCUGUAUGCCAUAGACCUGGGAGAUGCAUCUCUACUCUGGAUGUGUGACAGCAGAAGGAACAGUACUGAUCAUUACGGUGAUAACUGCAGAAAUGUGGCGCUCUUUGCCCAGAAUUUGUUGACAUCCAUGGACGUGACGCUCAUCGCCCUGGCUGUUCUUCAGCUCUGUGUCAAUAUUAGGUUGGCUAUAUUGGGCAUCAGAGCUUUGACCAGUGAGAUGAAAAAGGAACAGGAUGUUGAAGAUCAGCUGCCACAGAUGAAGGAAGUCAUCCUGAGCAGUACUGACAUGUCCAUCACUGUUGUCAAAGACAAGGGAGUGACAGUGGUCACGGUGGCGGAUGAUGGUCAGAGCAUGUUCCCACCACUGUGCCAAAUCCUCAAGGCUCUUUGCUGCAGUCCGAUGUGCUGCUCAGUGUACAAGGGGCUGUUGCAGAGCAAUGUGGUUUCAGCUCUUGGGACUAUACAAAUCAUGGUGGGCCUUUUCAACAUUGGACUUGGGCCAGGACGAACAAGCACAGCCUUUAAGGAUUUUUAUUUGGGAGCUGCUUACUGGCUGGGUGUUGUGUUCAUCGCAGCCGGAAUUAUGUCUGUUCUUGCCGGCCGGUACUCCUCUCUUUGCUUAGUGGGCUUCGCUGUGUUUGUGAACAUAGUCGGGUCCAUCUCCGCCAUCGUUGGCGUUGUGCUAUAUGCCAUAGACCUGGGCGAUGUGUCUGUCACCAAUAUGUGUGACGGGAGCAGAUACAAUGCUGAUGACUGCAGACUUGUGGCGUACCUUGCCCAGCGUUUGUUGACCGCCAUGGACAUUACGCUGAUCGUCUUGGCUGUUCUCCAGCUGUGUGUCUGCAUAAGUUUUGCUGUUCUGGGCAUCAAGGCUCUGGUCAAUAGGAAGACGGAAGAGGAUGGCAGAGAUGUUGAGCUUACCCAGCCAGUGUUGAAGGAAGUCCUUGCCUAAAAUAAAUACAUCCAAUCAAAAAGAUGAAUAAUUAUGAAUAAGCAACACAUCUUUGUAAUGCUUGUAAUAAUUUUUUAAAACAUAUAUCAGCUGAAAAUGACAAAAAAAAACUACUUCAGUAAGACACUACAAUUCAUGUUAAAAAGAAAAUUCACUCUGGAGUUUGUGAAUGGAAAUGUAUGAAACAUUUUUUCUAUUGGUGGUGAAUGUUGCAAA
This is a messenger RNA of Micropterus dolomieu (smallmouth bass), 1569 nucleotides long. RefSeq lists its product as uncharacterized. Gene Ontology annotation, cellular component: membrane. Lineage: Eukaryota; Metazoa; Chordata; Actinopteri; Centrarchiformes; Centrarchidae. The transcript is spliced from 13 exons. The record is from RefSeq and is a predicted model, not a curated record. The coding region runs from base 1 to 1353 and encodes 450 amino acids.